Molecule: messenger RNA, 1461 nt
Organism: Raphanus sativus (radish)
Lineage: Eukaryota; Viridiplantae; Streptophyta; Magnoliopsida; Brassicales; Brassicaceae
Product: B-box zinc finger protein 24
Exons: 3
Coding region: 415-1176 (253 amino acids)
Biological process (GO): regulation of DNA-templated transcription; photomorphogenesis
Cellular component (GO): nucleus
Molecular function (GO): zinc ion binding
Source: RefSeq, a predicted model, not a curated record
CCUAAAAAUCUCUGCUAGGAAAAUAAAAUAUUAAAAAAGAAGUGUGGAAAUAUAAUAAUAAUAUGUAAAAGUGGAAAGAUACCGAAAGGAGAAAGGAGAGCCACAGAAGAAGAGUGGGACCCAAGUGACCUUGCUGUAAUAAGCAUAGUGUUUCCUUUUGAUACGCAGUUUCAUUUUUUUAAAAAAAAAUCUCUUAUCUUCUUCUCUUCUUCUCCUCCACACCACCCAGUUGUUCACUCACCAACAACUUGUCCUUCUUUAGUUGUUUACAAUCUCUUGAUUAAUAUCUCAAAACAUUUUCUCUUCGCCUAUAUUUUUUUUUGCUAACCUAUUCUCAGAGGAGAAAGGUAGAUAUUCAGGUGUUCUUGAUCUAUUAAACCAAGAAUCAAGAACUGUGUUUGGAAGAAAAAAGAGAUGAAGAUACAGUGUGAUGUGUGUGAGAAUGCUCCGGCCACGGUGAUAUGUUGCGCCGACGAAGCAGCUCUGUGUCCUAAAUGCGACGUGGAGAUCCACGCAGCUAACAAACUCGCAAGCAAGCACCAACGCCUCCAUCUCAACUCUCUCUCCACCAAGUUCCCUCGUUGCGACAUCUGCCAAGAGAAGGCAGCUUUCAUAUUCUGUGUGGAGGAUAGAGCUCUGCUUUGUAAGGACUGUGAUGAAUCAAUCCACGUGGCUAAUUCUAGAUCUGCAAAUCAUCAGAGGUUCUUAGCCACUGGGAUCAAAGUGGCUCUGAGCUCAAGUAGCUGCAGUAAAGAAACGGAGAAGAAUCAUCAAUCUGAGCCUUCAAACAACCAACAGAAAGCUAAGGAGAUUCCUGCAGCUAAAACCCCAAGCCAACAACAGCAACAGCAACAGCCUGCACCUGCUGCUGCUCCUCUUCCAUGGGCUGUUGACGAUUUCUUCCACUUCUCUGAUCCUGAGUUCACAGAUAAGCAGAAAGGACAGCUUGAUCUUGGGGAGUUAGAGUGGUUUUCAGACAUGGGUUUCUUCGGUGAUGAGAUUAGUCAGGAGACUCUUCCCGCAGCUGAAGUUCCAGAGCUUUCCAUUGCGCAUUUAGGUCAUGUUCAUUCGUACAGACCAAUGAAGUCCAACGUUUCAUACAAGAAGCCGAGGAUAGAGAUCAGAGAUGAUGAGGAUGAUGAUGAAGAGCAUUUCAUUGUCCCUGAUCUAGGCUGAAAGCUAUAUAUGUAUAGUAGACAUUUCUUAGAAACCUAUCUGCAUAAGGAGAAUGAUGUGUGAAGUCGUCAGUGUCCGUAUCUUUUUAGUUUCGUCUAAGUUGAGUAAGCUAUGUCUGAGAGCUUUAUUACACACUUUUCUUUACUUUUUUUUUGUCCGAAAUCUCUGUUAGAUGUUUUGUGUUUGAGUUUGUUCAUAUACCCUCUUUGAACAUGGUAUUUGCUAUAUCUUUGGUACUACUACAAACUCGAAUCUAAACUUGAAUAAAAGGAGUCUUCCUCUGCU